Messenger RNA from Medicago truncatula (barrel medic), 1413 nucleotides. Its product is annotated as ABC transporter I family member 6, chloroplastic. Bases 91 to 948 code for a protein of 285 amino acids. The record is from RefSeq and is a predicted model, not a curated record. The transcript has 3 exons. Gene Ontology annotation, molecular function: ATP hydrolysis activity; ATP binding. NCBI's taxonomy places the organism in Eukaryota, Viridiplantae, Streptophyta, Magnoliopsida, Fabales, Fabaceae.
AGAGAAAAAAAGAAAAAGAAAAAAAAAAGGCACACUAUCUAAUCUGUUUCAUCAUAGCAUAGCACAUAACAGAAUAUCGCAGUAGUAGUGAUGGCUGUUUCAUCACUAUCUCUUCCAUUUCACUUCCGUUCUUCUCCCAAAUCACACACUCGCCGCAAAUUCGUUUUCUUUGCGGCGGCGAGCAGCGAUGUUCCCCUCUUACAAGUCAACGAUCUUCGAGCCAAAAUCGUUGAAUCCAAUGCCGAAAUUCUCCGCGGCGUUAAUCUCACUAUCAACAGAGGCGAAAUUCACGCUAUCAUGGGUAAAAACGGUUCUGGUAAAAGCACUUUCGCUAAGGUUCUUGUGGGUCAUCCUGAUUAUGAAGUUACCAGUGGUAGCGUUGUUUUCAAAGGGGAAAAUUUGCUUGAAAUGGAACCUGAAGAAAGAGCCCUUGAAGGUCUUUUCAUGAGUUUUCAAUCACCUGUAGCAAUUCCUGGCGUUUCCAAUGAUCAAUUUCUUGUUAUGGCUUAUAAUGCUCGGAGAAAGAAACUUGGUCUUCCUGAACUUGGACCCCUUGAGUGUUUUUCUUAUUUAAUGGAGAAGCUACAACUUGUUAACAUGAAGCCUGACUUUCUCAAUAGAAAUGUCAACGAAGGGUUUAGUGGAGGUGAACGAAAACGCAAUGAGAUCUUGCAGCUUGCAGUUUUGGGGGCAGAUUUGGCUAUUUUGGAUGAAAUUGAUUCGGGAUUGGAUGUUGAUGCGCUCAGGGAUGUGGCAAGUGCGGUUAAUAAAAUUCUUACCCCAGAGAAUUCUCUGUUGAUGAUUACUCACUAUCGGCGAAUUCUUGAUCUUUUGAAACCCUCCCAUGUCCAUGUUAUGGACAAUGGAAAAAUUGCAAGGACAGGCGACCUAUCUAUGGUAGAUGCAAUUGAGGCAGAUGGAUAUGAACCGGUCUCUGUUUUAACUUAAUACAGCUAGUAUCAGCACCUUUUCUGACUUUGUUGUGAAAUGGUGUGGCUGAUUUCGGUUCAAUUUCAUGCUGUCAAGUUGCACAAGUUGGUGUGAAUGAGUAUCCCCUUCAAGAUCAUAAUUGGGAAUAGGCAGUACAUAAUUAGAUGAGAUGAAGGUCAAAAAUUUCUUCAGAGGUACUUUUGCAUUGGGGGUGGAGGAAUUAUAGUUAUAUUUUUCAUUUCGAUUUGAAACCUUUAAUCAUUCUGGUUUUUUGAUAUUAGAGUUUUUGCUCAAAACCCAGAUGACAGUACUGUGCUGGGUUGAUGUUCAGUAGUUGUAUCUUAUGGAAUAUAUUCUUGUGCAAGGAUGAGUUUAGGAAAUUUAUCAUUGCCUCAUUACUGGAAGCGUACUUGAAUAGUAUAAUUGUGUAAACUGAGUACUAGUGUAGUUCAAUUAUUUAAUUAACUACAGCUUAGCUUGCCA